Molecule: messenger RNA, 4391 nt
Organism: Lethenteron reissneri (Far Eastern brook lamprey)
Lineage: Eukaryota; Metazoa; Chordata; Hyperoartia; Petromyzontiformes; Petromyzontidae
Product: zinc finger C2HC domain-containing protein 1C-like
Source: RefSeq, a predicted model, not a curated record
UAGGGUGUGCAGCGGCAGCAGUGGCAGCGACCUCGCACCCAACAUUGGGCAGAUGUUUGGUGCGCGUUUGGCCAGUUUUUAAGUUCAAAGUUUUGACGCAACUUUUAUAGAAGGCGUUUUUUGUUGUUGUUGCUGAUGCUCAUUUAUAUCGUCGUCGUCGUUAUUAAAGUCCGUCUGUCUCGACGUCCAAUCAUUUCGUCGGCGUCUUUCCAAAACUGAGUGAAGAUCAUGAAGCCGGCGGGUCAGCUUGGGUAUCCCAUGGCCAAAGAGCCUUCUCGGUUGCUCAAGCUUCAAAAAGAGUUCCAGGAGAGACUGCUAAGGGAGAAGGAGGCCACUCUUAUAGCCAUGCAAGGGGCCCAGUACCAGACUGCGUUCUUCAGCGACAAUCAAAGAAACGUAAAAAUGCAACGCAUGCCUUCGGGGUGGAAAUAUCCUCACACGUUUCCCAGAAUGCCAUCAAACACACGACCACCACUGCAGUUUUUACCGCAGCCUCCUGCACAGCCUCCACCUUCUUAUCUGCGACAGACACAGUAUGGCAUGCAGAAGCGAAGUGCUGGCAUUGACAGAGCCAAGCCUCUGCCGCAAAUAAAAAAGAAAAGCUCGAGCUUACACAAUAUAUUUCAAACACCACAACCGGCAUUCCCCCACUACAAGGCUGGAGAUACAUUAAAGGUGACCGACCGAUAUCCAAGUGGACUGUUAAAAUUGCCACCAGUUGAUGUGGACAAGUCCAAGCAACCAUCCAACUGGACAACUCAAAACCAAUGUCAGAACGAUGUUGCUCACAUUUCAAAUAUUGGUAAAGCAAAAUACAUAGAGACGACACCCAGCGUAGACGCUAAUUCAGGUGCCACAAAUACCUCUGACAACCUACCUCUACUGCCACAGUCUUACCAACAGCAGGUGAUUGAAUCUCACCAAGCACAUGCUCCUUUAGAAAGGAGCAAUCUAACUACUCCUCACUGGAUGGUUCAGAAACAGAAAGAUGAUGAAGAAAGCAUUGAAGAAGAAAUUCAAAGAAAGGAACGUGAGAUCUUGGCAAAACUCAAUAAAUUUCAGGAAGAGUUGCAGAUUAUUCAGAGAGAAAGACAAAUGGCAGAAGAAGAAGAAAGGCAUUUAGAGCCUGCAAUCCAGGGCAUUACAGAAACGCAUUUCAUGGACAGGCACAAGGUUAUCCCUGCCAUAACAAGGACUGGCGAUUCCAAAAAACUACCAUCACUACACGGGAAUCAACAUGACAAUAAAAAUCAACCAGGGAUGGAAGAGGAACAAUUUGAAAAUAAAACUUCCAAAGAAACCCAUCAUGAGGAGGAAUCUAAUACACCACAUUCAGUAGUAACUUCUAAUAAGUCAAAAAACAUGACCAACCACAAAAGUGGUAAUGUUGAAGAUGAUGUCAUUUCUAUUAUUGAUGAAACACAGGACUAUGAAUAUCAACAGAAUUUCACAGAUGAGACAGACUACCUUGCCGACCAAGAAACCCUCGAUCUUGCCAAGUGCCACACUUGCGGACGGACAUUUGCGAAGGACAGGCUUGAAAAGCAUGCAAAGAUCUGCUCCAAGACCACUCAGAAAAAGAGAAAAGUGUUUGACUUUUCAAAGAUUCGAGUUGAAGGAACCGACAUGGAACAAUUCUGCAAAAAGAAAAGUAAAACCCCCGAACAGGCCAAAAAACCCAACUGGAGAGCCAAGUCUGAAGCUUUACAGAGGACGCUCCGGGAGGCGAGAAUAGCGCAGCACGGUGGCAAGCUGAGUGACCGGCCACCUCCAGCACCCGCAGAAAACCCCGACUACGUGCCCUGCCCACAUUGCCAGCGCCGCUUCGCGCCAGACGUGGCCGAGAGGCACGUGCCCAAGUGUCAGAACCUGAGAAGCAGGCCAGCACCUCCAAAAAGAAAAUAAUAAAAGCAGUAUCAAACGUUGUACAACAACAAGAACAAAAAAACUACCUAUAUCAACAAUGCUCAAAAACUGAUUUGGUUUACGUUAUUUCAAUUAAGGAAUAUAUUAAAAGUUCAUGAAAUAAAACCUAUCCAUGAAAUUAAUCGAGCUCAACCUUUAAAAAAAAUAUAGGAAGCAAAAUAGCUACAUAUGUGAACUUACAAAGGUAGACCAACACAAUUAUAUCCACAUAGCAUAAAGGCUGAGCCGAAGACAAACGCUAAUAAAAGGGGCAGUCAUCUUCAACUUAUUUAGGCCCUUGCAACUCCCUCCCAGGCUGACUUUCAACAGCCCACUGGGUCGUCGCGUAUAACCUGCCAGGUACCAGGGAAAUAUUUAUAACGGUAGCCAUUUUUACAAGGCAAACCAACAGCAUGACAGCAUAUCCGUCAACUAAAUUAUAAGAGGCGUUCAGAAGGCUGAAUCAAGAAGUUAUAGAAAGCGGACCCUCCCCCCCCAGAUGUGGGGGUAAAAAGUUGAUCCAACAAGGUUUCUAAAAAUUGUCGAACCCCUCAAAUUAUUUUGUAGUCAUAGGGUGUGUAAGUAUAUAUUACAACAUGCUACAUUCAAUAGUAUCUGCAGAUGGGAGGGAAGAGGACAUCUGUGGGGGCAAGGCAUGAAGCACUGAGAAGCCCUCCGCAGGAGCUAGAAUAAGGCCGCUGAAAUUGUCGUAAUCAAAAACUCCAUGAAACCGUUUAAUAAUUAUGCCGAUGGUUUAGAUGUAUAUUUGUUGACAAAAAAACACAAUUCAAGAACGAUCAACUUACACCAACAAACAUAAUGAAAACUUUCCUGCGAUUGCAGUAUAUGAAAUAUUUAUUCGACCACAAAUGUUGGGGUUAUACACAACCGCAACCGUGAAUUAACAUUAGUAAUUUGUGUAGACGAGGAAAACAUUUUAAAUUAGAGCCUUAAAUCAUACCUACAUAAUGCAGAUAUGCAUUAAGUGACUAAGCAAUAAACGCAGUGUUUUUAAUUGCAUUUUUUAUGGGAGCAUGUUCUUUAUCCUAAUGCGUCUUUAAUAUUUUAUUACCGUUUGAGAACUUGAGUAUUUCUCCUGCUCAGGUCAGUUUCAUAAGUAUAAUAUAUAUCUCAGUGCCUCCAUACAAUUUUCAAUAAGAUAAUUGAUUGAUUUUAUUUAUUAAAAGUGUUCAAACGGGACAUUUGAAGUCAGGAUCAGCAUAAGAUUGUAUACUAAAAUAAGAAGCCAUCUGACUAUUAAAACACCCAUUUUAAAAUUGAGUGUACCCUAUACUUUUUCACGGAUUUUAAUUCUAUGAAAAACUGCUUAAUUUAUCAAAUGAUAUAAAAAUCCUCAAAUAGCUUUAAUAUGCCUAAGACGUAAUAACUCACAUAAAUAUAUUGAAAGUGAUUGUAAAAAUGUAAUUAUAAAUUCAGGGUGUAACAUGGAUUGAUUGUGGUGCAGUGUUCAUGUUGUAUGGGAUACAUUUACUACGCUUUUUGAAAUUCUAUCUGUAGACUUAAAUUGUUAAUGUUAUAAGAUGCACAUAUGAAUUGCAUUCAAUUGAUAUACAGAAUGCUGUAUUUAAAAAAAAUGUACACUGCAUUUUCAAUGCUUGAAUUAUCAAAAAUGUAUGCACUUUCAAGUUUGGGUUUGUAUUAAAGGGUAAAUAUGUAUGCACUGUAAGUUAUUUAAUUGCCCAUAUAUAUUUCAGAACAUAAAGAAAAAAUGGACAAUGCAUUUCCCUCUGACAAUAUGUACUGUGUCUGCACGCCUAAACUUAGAGAUAUUAAACUAUCACAAGGAUUCUGCUCCACCGUACAUUUUUGGGAUUGUAAAUGUUGCAAUGGCAUUUGACAUUCAAUGGAUAACCAUACGCACCGUGCACGAAAUGUCAGCAGCUAAAAUCAAUACCAUGAGGGCAAGAAAGUAAUGAGUACAUUUGAGUGAGGCUGAAACAUCUCUUGCUCAGUUUUCUAUAAAACGACCACAGCAAACCUGCAGUGAUGAAGUGGCUGGGGAUAACAGCUUUAGAAGUUCGAAAGCAACCCCAUUGCCAGUCUGUCUUUGACAUAAAUUGUUUCAGUUGCAUAUUGCUCAGUGACAAAUGAGGUACAUUAGAUGCACAGUUUUGUUUCAUUGCUAUUUGCUAACUUUGUACUAAAAUGUAGGGGGAUCUUUAUUCAACUGAAAAUGUAUGGUUAAGGUAUUUGCGUGAAAAUAGAUUUCAAGCUUGACAUUUUAAUUCUACAAAAAUUACUUUUAUAUAAAUGGGAAUCACUUUUUAGUCAUAUGUGAAUACAUUGUGACUGUAUAAAUUGCAUUAUUAAAAUAUGAACUAUUGUAUAUGUAAAAAUACAACUGGUCUAUGUACACUAUACAUACUUAAUGCAUUCGACAUCACUGCAGCUACAUAGAGAACUCGAUGUAUCUGCUGUAUUACCCAUGACUCCUAUUAUCCAUGCCCUGCGUAUUUAUCCAUCCU